AGCGUCAGUUGUCUCGUUCUCAGUUUACCAAUAUCAGCCAUGACGAACAAACUUUGUAAACUGUUUGUCGGAGGAUUGAACGUGGAGACCACUGAUGCUGGACUCCGCUCAUAUUUCGAGCAGUACGGUACGCUCACCGACUGCGUUGUGGUCAUGAACCAGCAACUCGGACGGUCUCGCUGUUUCGGCUUUAUCACCUACUCGACACCAGACGAGGCCGACGCAGCAAUGGCGGCUAAGCCACAUGUCGUCGAAGGCAACAACGUGGAACUGAAGAGGGCCAUAGCACGAGAGGAUGCAAACAACCCCGACAUCCUCGCCAAUGUUAAAAAAAUCUUCGUUGGCGGCGUGAAAGACCACAUCGAGGCGGAGAACCUGACCGAGUACUUCUCUCAGUUCGGCGCGGUGGAGAAAGCCGAGAUCAUCUCUGACAAGCAGACCGGCAGAAAGAGAGGCUUCGGCUUUGUCUUCUUUGAGGACACUGACUCCGCCACCAAAGCGGUGCUGACCAAGUUUCACACCAUCAAUGGAAACAAGGUGGAGGUGAAAAAAGCUCUGACCAAGCAGGAGAUGUCCACCGGUGGACGAGGAGGCGGAAGAGGGAUGCGAAACUAUGGCGGUGGAAGAGGGGGUGGUGGUUAUGGAGGAGGCUACGGCGGCAAUUACGGAGGAGGCUACGGCUAUGGCGGGGGUUACAACGGUGGUGGAGGCUACGGUGGAUAUGGGGGAUACGAGGAUUACGACAGCCAGAUGGGGGGUGGAUACAGUAAUGGUGACUUUGGGGAUGGGUAUGAACAGCAGCACUCCAGUUAUGGUGCAAUGAAGGGGGGCAACUAUACCUACAGGAGCGGGGCCCCUUACAACAGAGGCGGCGGAGGUGCUGGCGGCUACGGCCGGGGUGGUGGAUUUAGCGGCGGGUAUUAGUGGCUCCCUUGUGUUUUGGGGGAUAAUCAUAGGGAAAUUUCUGAUUACAACGAACUUCAUUUUAUACACACACAUUACACAGGCCAGGUGGGGGAUAAGGGGCUAGUUAAUGGGAGCACCACUCGGCACACUGGCUCUCUCCACCCGGAUCCCAUCUCUCCUCUUAUUCCACAUAUUGUGGACUUUACUUCUAAGAAUUGUGAAUUAUUGAAUUGUAAGUUUGUGUUGGGGAAAUUGCUUGUUUUGUACCAUUUGUGAGGCCGUAAUCAAUGUCAGCCACUGCUUCUCAACUCAAGACUUGUGUGUUUGUCUUGCAAACCAGUUGUUUUCUUUUUUCUUUAUUUUUAUUAUAUAUUUUUUUUUGCAUCAUGAACUCAGGGUUUAAGUGAAGUUGGUGGCAGUGUCCGGCAGCAUGGGGCUCGAGUUCUUGAGUUUCAUGAUCUUAGACACUUUUGUGAUAAGUAUUUUUGGAGAAAUGUAUCGGACUGUUUUUGUUAUCUGUAAAUUACUUUUCCCGUCCCAUUGCAGACUUGUUUAGAUUAAAAUGGAAAUCCAUGUGUUCAGUUCACCCCUAUGUUUUAUUCUGCUUUUAUUAAAGUUUUUAAUGUUUUGAAACACUA
This is a messenger RNA of Monopterus albus (swamp eel), 1544 nucleotides long. Its product is annotated as heterogeneous nuclear ribonucleoprotein A0-like. Gene Ontology annotation, molecular function: mRNA 3'-UTR binding. Bases 40 to 924 code for a protein of 294 amino acids. The transcript has a single exon. Lineage: Eukaryota; Metazoa; Chordata; Actinopteri; Synbranchiformes; Synbranchidae. The record is from RefSeq and is a predicted model, not a curated record. Gene Ontology annotation, biological process: mRNA splicing, via spliceosome. Gene Ontology annotation, cellular component: catalytic step 2 spliceosome.